Messenger RNA from Brassica rapa (field mustard), 2964 nucleotides. RefSeq lists its product as uncharacterized. NCBI's taxonomy places the organism in Eukaryota, Viridiplantae, Streptophyta, Magnoliopsida, Brassicales, Brassicaceae. The record is from RefSeq and is a predicted model, not a curated record.
CAAAGAAAACAAACGGCUAGAAAACCCGUUCAAACAGAAAGUUAUCGACCUUUAUUGGUAAGAUCAAUAAAGGCUACGUGUUGAUGUUGAACUUGUUAUGUAUGGACGGCUGUUUAAGCGUUACAAAAGGUUUGAGUUUGGCAUUGUUCGGGCUUUCGGUCAAAUGGCUUAAAUAAAAAACUCAUUCAUUCUCCUCUCCUUCACCACAAGUUUUUGUACCUCCCUCUCGCCAACCUUUGUUUACCUUUUUCCUUUUAAGAUGUCAUGUUCGUGAACCAAUUCAAUUGUAGAUAAGAUUAUAGUUAUUAAUGUUUGGUUCUUAAAUAGCCUUUUUAUAUAGUAGCAAACUAACGACUCAAAGACUGCGCGCGGGAUAGUUAAGUUCGGCAAUAUGAUAAAGACAACUUGUAAAUGCCUUUUGUUCAAAUCAUCCAGUUAAUAUCUAAUCUAAUUAAGUUGUGUAGAUUGGUUUUGUUGUUUUAGUCUUCUUAAAUUCUUGUGAAUCUUGCCAUUUUAGGUCUGUCGCAAUCAAGCUAAUAAAACACGUAAUAUGAUAAUUAAUGCAACACAGGAGACAAGUCAGACUCGACAGCCUUAUUCAUUUUGUUGUUUAUAAAAUAUAUAUAUAUACACGUUAUAUAUUUUAAGUUCUAUAAUCUAUAAAGGAUAUACACAGCAUUCUUUAACCAAUAAGAAGAAGAGGAUAUACACAAUAUAGCCAACAUGCAUUCAAAAUACAAGAAGAUAAAUCAUUUUCAAGCAAAAAAAAUCCAAAAUGGUCGGUGUUUUUUUUGUUGACCUGUAAUGCGAUCUAUAUCUUUCAUUGGUUUGAAUUGUCAAAUCAAAAAUAGUAAUAAACAAACUAUGCAUAGGCGCGUUAUGCAAAACAAAAUUGAACGCUAGAAUUGAGAAUGAACGAACGUAUGCAUAUCCAUCUCAAUUAUUUUUGUUUUCUUAGAUCUGCAUGUACUUAUUUGAAGCAUUUUUUACAUAUAUCAUAAUUCUCAUUCUCACUCUGAAUUUCAAACUAUUAAUUUUAUAAUGUCAAUGAAUAUGGCCUACAGCAAUACCUAAAAAUCAUACCUUGGCUGUUUGGAAUGUUAUGGCAACUAACUCACACAUUUCUCUAUAAUGACUAUUUUCUCUUUAAUUCUUUUAACUAUCUUGUCAUCGUUUGUUGUUUUUCUGCGAACCAACAUCGUUUAUUGUUCUAUUUUAAAAAGAAAACCAUUUUACCGUGUUAUACUAUGUUUUUGAGCCACCAAUGUAUCUCUAUCCUGAAGUUUCUCUUUUGUCGUCUCUAUAUCCUGAAGACUCACAAUCAGCUUAACUUUUGUUGCUAAGUGAAAAGAAAAAUCAACGCUACGACUUGGUACGUACUUGGUAGAUUCUCUCGCAAUUCUAUAAUCUUUAAAUGCCAUACAUACAUUUAUUGUCAAAUCUUGUUGUAGUGUUAGGUAUGGUCUAACUUCAAGCGAGAAAACCAAACCCAAACUGCCACGUGUAACUCAGAUAAGCCUCCUAAACCAUACCUUCUGUAAAGGUCCCACUUAUGAGUCUGUAAAAGGCCAACACAAUAGGGACCACAUCUUAAUUUUAAUUUCAUCACUUUAUUAAUAAUUUAACAUAUAUAUACACACACCUCAGCUUCUUUUGUAGAUAAUAAGAUCAUCAUCGCCUUGACAAAAAAAAAAAUCAUCAUCACCAUGCAGCUCCUCCCUACCUCUUCCUUUAAAACGACAGCCACCGUCGUCAUCGCCGGAGUCUUCUCUGUUGCGGCGGCGGUGAGUUUAGCCGUUCCAUCAGUUUCCCAUUUUGCUGCUUCUUGCUUUCCGAUCAUUUACGAUAGCACCAUCUUCCUCCUUAAGCCACCGUAUCUUUACCUAGUCAUCAACUGUAUCAUCCUCUCCAUCGUCGCUACAUCCAAGCUCACGCAUGAAUCAUGUUCCAGUACUGACGAUCCUGAUACGGUCGUACCGGUACCUACUUAUAUCGACGCCGGUUAUCUAAACGUGGCGCACGUCGCCGGUUCUGAUUAUACCGGAUUUGUGGAGAAUGACGCGACGGUGAAAGAUGUCCACGAAGUCAUUGAUAAUGAUAAGGUGAUAGGAGAAGAUGUAAAGACAGAGACGGAGAAGCCAAGAACGAGUAACGGUUUACCAGAACCGGAGACAGAUAAACCAAAACUGAAAGAUGGUUCGCUGGAGAUUCCGGUUCUGAAGAACACGAGGAAACCACCUAGGUUCGGUCGGCAAAAGUCGCUUAAAGCUAGCCAAGAAAGUAAGAAGUCUGCGUUGGGAGUGACGAAGCCACCGAGGAGACAAGACACGCUGGAGACGACGUGGAAGAAGAUAACUGAAGGACGCUCGACGCCGUUAAUUAAGCACUUGUCGAAAUCCGACAAGUGGCAAGAAAGGUCGCACGCGCGAAGCUCAAAGGAGAAGACGACCAAGUCUGAGAACUCUACGGAGGAGGAGACGUUGCAGAAAACGCGUCUGAAACGCGAGCCGUCGCCGGGUCAGGAGGAGCUGAACCGGCGCGUGGAAGCGUUUAUCAAGAAGUUCAACGAAGAGAUGAGACUGCAAAGAUUGGAAUCUUUGGCCAAGUAUAAUGAAUUGGUGCUAAAUGGAGGGACUCGUUUGUAAAUAAAUAUUCUUGUUUUUUUCUUAGCUGUCGGAGAAGACUAGACGGCACCGGCACAGUCGCAAAUGUUGACUCUUUUUAGAACCACUUAAAAGGUUUUUUUUUGUCUUCAUGGGAAGAUAAAAUUGUAUGUGUUGAUUGUUUGUGUAUGUAUGUAUCAUGUAUGAUUGUUCUAUUUAUACUUUCAAAAAAUCACAUUAAUCAUGUGGUUUAAAUGAAAGAUAUUGGGUAAACAGAGAGUAGACAGUGGACUAGUGAUUGAAUCCAUUGUUUGUUUGCUUUCUUAGAUUUUACAUUCUAUAAACAAUAUUAUUAUUACUA